AUGGACUCACCGUUGCCGAGAUCAUUCAGUCCACUAUUCAUUCCCUACGGUCCCACCGUGGCCAACCCUAACAAACAGCAACCAGAAAGGAAGCAUCCUGCUUACCCUAAGCGGAUCAGACCAUACAGCCCAACGACUGUUGGUCUUCCAACAGACCUGUCAUACCUGGGAGAUGACGAACGGGACCCUGCGGUUGACAAAAACCCUCUGCAGGGAAGAAAGAUUGCACGCCCAACCCGUGCCCUCAAGUCAAGAAUAGGCAAGACCGCUCGCCGUGAGAGCCUCCAAAAGCCUGAGAGGACUGGAUAUUUCUCUCCCGAAUCGCAACAGGAAAUCACAGGCUGGACAAACUGUUUUCCACAAGUGCAACAAAAUGUGGAAUCUCCGCCCUAUUUCCUUUCGACCCCCAUACCCCAGGACGGCCUUCCAACGCCACCCUACCCCAUGGGAGAUUUACAAAUCGGUAACCCAGGCGAAUGGCGUCUAUAUCAGGCCAGCAAUGGCUCUAUUUGGGACCCCAAGAGCGUUGAUCUGCAAUCUCAUCCCACGCCCCCUCGAACGCCGUCAAUCGUGAGAAACCUCAGCGGUAAUGAAUCAGAUGAUGGCCACGCGGCAGACAGCGAAACCAUGGACGGGGACCUAUCUGGGAGCCUGCACCGAGUGAGCGAGCACAUACGGCUUCUUCGGAAGACAAGAGCGGACUCUCGAAAGCAAGUAAACCGCCUCAGAGCACAGACUCGCUCUGUAAAUGAGCGGCUCAGACUGGUCACGGCAGAGAACGCUCAGCUAUAUAGGGAUGCUGCUUAUGAACGGGACCAGAGGAUGUUCUUUGAGCGUGUGAUGCAUAAACUGAAUUACAUGGUGGAGCAGGCCCGGGAAGAUAUUGCUAAUGCGUUAAGGGAAAUUGGGUCUCUGGAGGAUGAGGUAGCUCGUUUGAAGAAGAGGCCGUGUGAGUUUGGUGAUGAGGAGGACCGGUCGACGAAGAGGGGGAGAGCGUUCUAG
This is a messenger RNA of Aspergillus versicolor CBS 583.65, 1002 nucleotides long. RefSeq lists its product as uncharacterized. The transcript has a single exon. Lineage: Eukaryota; Fungi; Ascomycota; Eurotiomycetes; Eurotiales; Aspergillaceae. The record is from RefSeq and is a predicted model, not a curated record. The coding region runs from base 1 to 1002 and encodes 333 amino acids.